AUGCUGGUGACCUAUUUGGAAGCCAGCCGGGACCUUUGCGAGACGGACUCAAUUCUCUUUGGCGCCGCACUGGCAGUCUGCCGUAUUAUAGGCGCCAAACUUUCCACGGCUGGACGCACUACUGGACAAAGUAGUGCUAUCCCAGCCUGGAGAACAAGAAUUGAAGAACGUAUCGCAAAGGCUAGGGCCCUCAUCGGCAGACUGAUAUGCUUCAGGUCAGGCAAUACCAGGCCAAGGAUUGUGCGCACCGUCAGGAUGGCGUUUGCUGGGACAAAUGUUAGUUUGUCCCAGCCGGAUAUAAUGCAAAAACUGACGGAGCGCAUAGACGACCUGAAGCAGAGCAUCGCUGCUUGGGGAAAGCGAAUUCGGCGAUAUACCGAGAGGUCGACACGGUUCAACCAGAAUCGUCUCUUUCAGAGUGAUCAGAAGAGGCUCUAUAAAUCAUUGGAGCGAUCAAUGGUAAGUGGAACGGGCCCAGUACCGAAUCAGGCCGACACGGUUGCAUUCUGGCGCGGCCUGUGGUCAGAGCCCGUAAACCACAACGAGGGCCCUUGGACGGAAGUUGUGGCGAGUCAGUGUGCGAGUAUUACGCCCAUGGAUCCUGUCACCAUAACGCCGGAUGACGUAGCUGAGGCGGUCCGUAGGGCCCCGAACUGUAAAAGUCCGGGACUCGACGGGCUGCAUCACUACUGGCUGUAG
This is a messenger RNA of Parnassius apollo (apollo), 699 nucleotides long. Lineage: Eukaryota; Metazoa; Arthropoda; Insecta; Lepidoptera; Papilionidae. The record is from the annotation of a GenBank genome assembly.